ACUAUUUGAGACCAAAAUGACCAAAAUCGGUACCCUAAAAUUAAACAGCAGGAAAACCAUACCCCUCAUUGGGGCCGCAUUCGCGCAUACCCCAUAUGUUAAAGGGAGCACCACCCCAUCCCCCUACCCCCGCUUGAGCUGUAUAGACAGGAAGAUCUCCUUUAUUAUACGGCCACCCCUCUAGUACAGCUAACGAGUCUAACGGGGGUUACGGGGGUUAUGUUCCACUAGCACUGUAUCACGGUUAAAAAUACCCAAAUCGACUGUUCAGCCAGGCCGGAAAACUAUGCGGAAAAAGCUACGCAUCUUUUGCAUGCCUAGCUUGCAGGCCCAUGAUACCCUGCGGUCGACACCCUGUAAUGGCGGAUAUGUUAGUGACGUUGGUAAGUGCUGUACACAGACCGACUCGUUUACCUUUCUUGUCGUAAUCUGAAGUAACUAUAUAGACUCCGAGGUGCUUAAGUGGUCUGUUCCAUCAAAUGGAAACGUAUCAAGGUUGUACGCCAGGCUUUCCGCCUCUCCCUCAAGGUUGGGAGAUGAAAGUAGACCCAGGUUCUGGUAGGCCGUUCUUUAUCGAUCACAAAACAAGAACGACUUCUUGGGAAGAUCCGAGGACGCAGAAGCUUUAUUCGGUUUUUCAAGGAAACACACAAAAUCACACUGCUGGCAUGGCACUAGUACCACCCUGGAAUGAAAGUAAACUGGCUGUCAUCAACUCACCAGGGCCCUCACAGCUUCACAGUAGUUUUGAAUUAGAUGGCACCUCAAAUCCAAAAAUCUUCAGUCCUGGGUACCAAGGUCCACACCAUGUUCCCUUGUUCCAAGCGAUGAUCACUCCCCAGUUUUCAUCUAAUCCAAGGUGGCCAGCCAGCAGUGUGGGUGUUAGGCAGUCAGAACAAUCUCAUGAAACCCAAAACACACCCAUUCCAUCACAACAGCAAGUGAUAAAUUCUCCGAGAUCUGAACAGGAGAGAAAAUGGCAUAGUCCUGAACUGUCCUCAUUCAAAUCUGUGACCACUGGAAACAAGCAGUUCCCCCUUAAGGACGCAACUAUGAUGUUACCAAGUUAUAGUUCACCACAGGCCAUGCCUAUGAACCCAGGUCUGACCUGUGGGCAGCAGGGUAGUCUGAUUGCACCAUUAAGAUCUCUUAGCUUAAAGGCACCUGGUGGACAUGUGGAAAAUCAGAGUUCAGCCCAAGCAUUCCAGAUGCCAUCGGCAAAUGCCAAUCAACAAUAUCAGACUCCAGCACCAAUUCCAGGUCAACCUUUCCCAAUGCCUCCACCUAAUCCAGGACAAGCGUACCCAAUGCCAAAUCUUGGUGCAACUUACUCAAUGCCUAGUGGCCAGUUGAACCAAGUCCCACCUGGUCAGUCAAACCAAAUGGCUCCUGGGAGACAGCUUAAUUCAGCUCUGAACUCUAACCCUGGCCAACCUUAUGAGGUGCAACCCAUGAUUCCAGCUCAAUCAUUGCAGACUUCAGGGUCAUCAUCUGGCCAACCAUAUCAGAAUGCAAUGCCAACCCCUAACCAAGGCUACCAAAUCCUGCCCCAAAACACAAGCCAGGCAUAUCAGGUGCCACCGACAAAUCCAGCCUCAGUUGGAUCUUACCAAGGUAUGAUGCCAAAGCCUGUCAGUGGUCUUCACCAAUCACCAGCAUCAGGUCAACCUUAUCAAGUACCAGUUUCACAUCCAGGCCAGCCAUACCAAACCCUGUCAUCAAACCCUGAGCAGGGUUAUCAACUACCAUCUUCAAAACCUGGCCAAUUACACCCGGACACUAAAUCACUUCCUGGCCAGCCUAUGCGUGUGCCACCGCAACAUGCAAGUCAGGUAUACCCGACUCCAGCCUCAGCUGCUGGUCAACCCUACCAGGUGCCUACUCAGAUGCCGGCACAUCAGGCAUAUCAAGCACCACCUCAGAGUCCCAACCUGGGUCCACCGCAGCCUCCUACUGGUCAGUCAUAUUACCAACCACCAGGCCAAGCAGGUUAUCAGUCAUAUCAGAACCCAGGACAGCCUCCUGAUAUUCAAAACAAAAUGCCGAUGCCGGCUUCAGUUGGUGCAACUGCUUCACAACAGCAGCAUGGAAUACCACCUUCUCCUGUGCCACAGCCACUUGGGGUCCCACCCCCUAAUCAAUAUCCAUACCAACCUAGCUAUUACACUCCACCUCAAGCACAGCAUAUGCCAGGAAGCAGGGCAGUGAAACCAGAAAACCAAGGGACUGUGCCAUAUCCUGUUGCUGGACACCCUUUACAGACAUUUUCAGCUAACAUGGCGCAAGGGCAUAAUCAACAAACAACAGAGAUAAGAGCACCUUCUUACACUCCACCCACUCCACCACAGGCAACCCAUUGGACACCCCCAUUUGCCAGCCCGGUGCCAUCGUCAGUUUCAGGUCACAUGACUAGUCCAUACCAGGGUACUCAACCAGUGUCAUAUGGAUCUGAACAAUCAAUGAGUCGACAGCCACAACCCCAGAACCCACCCUCUGGUCACCAUGCUGGCUCAUAUCCAAGUAGUGCAGGAUACACAAUUCCAGGACAACAGCCAGCAAUGCAACACAGACAACCUUAUGUUCAGCCCCCUUCACAAGCUUAUGGACACAAUUACAACCAGCCAGGUCCAGCUGAUCCUAGAAGUCAAUAUGUAGCUCGUAGAUCGCCUUCCUCAGAUGCGAAAAUUAAUUCUAUUGAUAUGCUGCUUUGUCGUGCUGAGGAAUUGGAACCAAAGGUCUUGGCAUUUUCUGGAAGAAGAGGUGACAGAGAAUUUACAUUUUUAGAUGAGCAGCUGACCAAAUUAAUUUUGGAUCUUGAUAAAGUACAGACUGAUGGAUUAGAAGACGUACGAGUGGCUCGAAAGUCUGCUGUCCAAAGAAUACAGUUCUUAAUCAAUAUUUUAGAGUCCAAAGGCUGAGUCUGACAUAAUAAGGAAUCAACUGACUCUGAUAUCUUCUGUCCAAAACUUAAACUCUUAGAACAAAAUCUUAGAUGUAUAUGUACAUGUAGCUAAAUAUUGAUCUAGUAUGUCAUUUCUUAAGUUACUUUAUGGCAUGAAUAUUCAGGUUUUAAGUGCUAUGUUUGUAAAAAUUAUAAAACCAAAGGCACAUAGCAAUUUAAAUGUUCCUCAGUGAUAAAAUAUUAUUUUGGCUUCAGCAUAGUUCAGUUAAUUUGUGCUUUCCAGUACAUUCACAGAGCCAGAAUGGUCAGCAGCAGUAAUUCUCAGGGGAAUCUCCCUCAGGAAUUGUUUUCCAAGAGAUUCCACCAAAUGGGAAUCCAGUUAAGACCAAAGGGAAAAAUUAUUAAUAAUACAGUAAUAAAUUAUAGUUUAGAGAAACGAAUGGCAAGAAUUUUGUAUUUACAAACUGAUGUACAUUAGUAGGAUGUUAUUUUUCUAUUAGUGUUUAUAACUGGACAAACAGGAGAACAAUUAUAAUUAUUAAUAAGUUUAGGUCAGCAUAAAACUUCUCUUUUCUGUUUUUCACACUUAAUUUUAUAAUUUUCUGUGGUACUGUAGCAUUAAAGUUUUUGUAAAGGCUGUUUAGGAGAUCUUUACAGGUUCUUUUGUUUUUGUUCUCUCUUCAGUUCAUUUUAUGAAAAAUCAAGCUAGAAUCUUUGCUCCAAGUUUCUAUUAUACUCUUAUGAUAUACCGCUAUAUCCUUCUCUAUCUUUUGACUAACACUUUUCUGGUUUAAUAGUCAAAUAAAGAGAUACUCGGUUGCAAUUUA
Molecule: messenger RNA, 3729 nt
Organism: Orbicella faveolata
Lineage: Eukaryota; Metazoa; Cnidaria; Anthozoa; Scleractinia; Merulinidae
Biological process (GO): hippo signaling; positive regulation of transcription by RNA polymerase II
Cellular component (GO): nucleus; cytoplasm
Molecular function (GO): transcription coactivator activity; protein-folding chaperone binding
Source: RefSeq, a predicted model, not a curated record